AUUCGUCGCUUUUUUUAUCCUGUUCCUAUUCGAAACCGCAUUAUAUCAGAUUCUGGUCCCGAUUAUCAGAUUGUCUUAACCUCACGUUUUUUUUCUAUUUUUGUUGAUUGCUUUCGUUACUAAGUGCGCAUGCAAUGUGUCUGUAGGAACUGUUUUCUUCCGAUUAAUUCUUAUUCCUUCAAUCUACCUACCAUCUAGUAGGUUUCGGUAAUUGCAGUUUCCCAAAUAUUCCUUGGGAUUAUAUCUGAGGUCUGAGAGGAUCUUGUAUAUGUUUCUAAGAUGUAGUUUAAUGGGGGCAUGCAUACUAUACUCUUUUUCAAAGAUAUGUCAAUACCGCUUAUACUACCAUAUCUUGAGGCGAAAGUCGCAACUAGCUGGUAUCGAGCAAAAGAGCUAGCAUACAUUUGUUGACGCUUACCUUUGCAUGGUUAUUUUUCGCGACAGGUCCACUUAGCUGUUACUUUAAUCUACGGCUUACAAGUUGUCCAAUGAAGUUAUGAGGUUGUGUGUAUUUUGAUUAACAGUAAUUAUAUCCCUCUUCACUUGUUUCAGUACUCCCAAGAUAAGCCGUCUUUUCUAAUCAUGAGUACUUUAUUGGGAUAGGCAUCCAGACAACUCAGAAUGAUAAGGAUGAGACAUUAUAUUGCAAUCCAUUCAUACCAUAGGUCUAUGAAAUGCAGUUAUCUGACGCUAGAAUGAUCUUGCUCAUCUCUUUUGGGGACACCCUUGCUCUAAGGAACCAGUGGGUAGGUAUUCUACGAAAAGACUAUUAAUUCAUGGUCACAUAGUAAAUUGCGGUCAGUCGUUUUUGUGGUUAAAUGAUAGGUACUUAAUUGACACAAUCAAACUUUUUCAAUAUAGUUGUAGUAUAUUCAACAUAAAUUAUCUGAAAUCUACUUACCUAGUCCUCCAUUUGUUCCUUUAUGUGUAGUUGACGAUGGCUAACUUAGAUGUUAGUGAGCUUGGUAUAUCGAAGAAUUUACUCCAAAUGAAUUUUAUGCGACGAACUCUCGUAGCCAAGGAGAAGGCUACUAAUCAAAGUGCCCCAGACAUCCUUCCUAAUUCACAAGAGUAUGGAUUUAAACUCCCUUCUUCUGUAGAAAAGCAUAUCAACAAAAGAGCUACCAUCCUUAAGUCGAAAUAUCGUUAUCAGUUUGUUAAAAGUAUUUUUAAGCUCUACAAUGUAUCACCUGGGUUUCGAGAAAGUUUCGGUGGCUUUAAUUCUCCUACUAACGCCGACGCCAUUCCUCAAUCUCUGGUUAAUAACUUACCCGAUUCUCGUUUGCCCAAUCGAGACAACUCUGUUUGUGAAUAUUCGCAAUCAUUUGAAGGCCGGGCAUCAAAAACAAGUAUCCGUUUCAAAAGAUUUGAAGAACACAAACCAUCGAAGUUCAAAAACCCAAAACAUCGAAGAGAAAAAAGAAAAAGCUGUAAUUGAAAAUUAUUUGCCUUAUAUUGGGCAAAGAACAAAUCUUGAAUUCUUCGAAUAACUAUUUAAAAAAUAAUCGCCUUUUGAAUGGUGAUAUGAAGACAUUCAUUAAAGGGACUCAUAUACCAACGGAGAUUGAUAAGCUUAUCCUUGAAUACCCACGAAGGCUAUAUGCAAACGGUUAUAACUUACUAUGUUUUUCUAUCUUAUAAAAUUCCCGUAUGUUUUGGUCCAUUCUUAAUUAUAUUUUUCCCGAAUCUAGUAAAUCUGUAUUGUUACCAUAAAAGAAUCUGAUUUGCACAUACUGCAAAUGAUUGUUAGACUGAUGUCGCACCAACUGUUGCUAAAUUAUUUUUAAUCCUUUUUUUAAUUCUUAGUAAUCUGUGUAAUUAGUGUUAAUAGAUGUUAAAAUCUGUGGGAGAUGAAUUUAAUGUGCUGUAAACACUACUUCUGAUAUGAUUAGAGUCCAUCUUUGAUAAAACAUCUAAUUUUCAUUUUAAAUGAUUUGAAGACUUUAUGGUUCUGAUGUGAUGAAGUUUUAUUGAAAUGCUAAAAUGUAUCUAAGUGCCUAUGAGGUUGUACUAGUUUAUCUUUGAUUUAUGUCGGGUUUCUAUAUCUCUUCCUUGUGAAGUUGUCCGAUCUGAUGGUUAUAUUGUCAUAUGAACGUAGUUGAUUAAUUCCUGUUUGUCCUAUUGUAUCUUUUUAGUUUGAACUUGAACUUCAGUUUAAAUGGCACACAAUCUAGUUUAUUUGUUUGCUAUCGUCUUAGUGCCGUAUAAUGUAAUAAUCCCCAAAAACCUAUAGAAGUUGUCUUAUAAAUUGAGUUUUAACAGAUGCUGCUGUUGCAAUCGGAUAUUCAUGUUUUUACCUGUUGAGGUAAUUUGAGAGAAUUCUCCCUCCCCCCAAUGCUCUAGCACGGUCAAGGGCGGCGAGAGUUGACUCUCCCUCUCAAAAUGCUCUCAUUUGGCCACGUAUACAGCCACUGUCCUACUCACUGCCUUCUCUCGACAGGACUAAGAGCGAAUGUUCGGCGCUUUAGCCGGGUUAGUAGAUACGGAAGAUCCACCUAGAGGGUUGGAAAACCUUGAUUCCCAAACAAUGGUGAACAUGUGCUCAAGGAUCGUGAGGAAACAAAAGGCAUAUAAACCUAUUGUUGGUCAACGGCUACCGCGGGACUGCAUCUCCUAACGUUGUUCCACUGCCUUGUGGAUUGGACUUCUAGGUCAAAGGCUUAUGGUGUGGCCCCCUAGGAAGAACACUUGCUUCUGUUGGGGCAUCCGGGCAGCAUCCCAGCCCCCACACAAAUCAAAUGAUUCGUGUAGCGCAUAUAUAUUUGGUGCCUCCUUGUAACAAUGUUUAAACAAAUACAUUUA
This is a messenger RNA of Schistosoma haematobium, 2802 nucleotides long. RefSeq lists its product as uncharacterized. The coding region runs from base 938 to 1438 and encodes 166 amino acids. The transcript is spliced from 3 exons. The record is from RefSeq and is a predicted model, not a curated record. NCBI's taxonomy places the organism in Eukaryota, Metazoa, Platyhelminthes, Trematoda, Strigeidida, Schistosomatidae.